Scedosporium apiospermum is the source of this 1191-nucleotide messenger RNA. RefSeq lists its product as uncharacterized. Gene Ontology annotation, molecular function: oxidoreductase activity. The transcript is spliced from 5 exons. The record is from RefSeq and is a predicted model, not a curated record. Bases 1 to 1191 code for a protein of 396 amino acids. NCBI's taxonomy places the organism in Eukaryota, Fungi, Ascomycota, Sordariomycetes, Microascales, Microascaceae.
AUGGCGUCGAUUGCUCUCUUGACUAGGCCGCCGGCCGGUCCCGGGCCGGUCACCACCCCGAACCAGAUUGCCAAGCCGGCUUACACCGGUGUCUCUGAGGGCAAUGAAGCUCGGAAGGAGGAUCCGCUUGCGCGGUUUCCCGACAAGCUUUCAUCGCCGCUUUGCUGGGAUGCACGUUCCUUUCCCAAGGGUACUGGAGACUAUAUCAUUCAGUUUACUGCCGACGAUCUGGCCAGCAUUGACAAUGCAGUAACGUCCUUUAGGGCCCUCAACCUGAAAGAUGUCGCAAUGGUUUGCCCUGAGAACUUCCCCUUGGCACCUGGGUUAGCCCAGAAGCUGAGGGAUGCAAGCGACAUCGUUCAUAACGGCCGCGGCUUUUCUGUCUUUCGUGGCCUUUCUCCCAAUGGCCGCUCCGAUGAAGACAAUGUUAUUGCCUUUGCCGGUGUCAGCAGUUACAUUGGUCGUGAUCGCCACGCCAAUAGCAAUGGCUUCGCCAUGGAUCACCUUCGCGAUGCCAUCCGCGACCCGAAGCCGAAGGGCCGUGAACACGUGGAACUUCACCCAUCGAAGAUGAUGGUUCCCUUGAAAUUCCAUGCCGAUCGUAACUUCGCAGACGUGUUGGCUCUGUACAUCAAAUCGAAAGCCGCCAGCGGCGGCCAACAAUACCUCUCCAGUGCCUGGACUGUUUACAAUAUGAUGAAGGAGUCUUACCCCGAAGAACUCCGAAUUCUCGUCCAGGACUUUCCAUGGCCCGGUGUCCUGAAUGAGAUGCCUCACACGACCUAUCACCCCGUCCUUUUCGAAAAGGACGGCCGUAUUCUCUGCCAGCUGGUCUAUCGCGUCUUCGAAGGCACCACUCUUCUCAAUGACAGCCAGUGGCGCGCCCUCGACACUUUCGAGAAGUGUGCCAACGAGUGCGCCAUCGAACUCGACGUUCGCCCCGGUGAUAUCCAACUCGUCAACAACCUCGGGCUCCUGCAUGCACGACGAGGAUGGAUUGAUCGCCCCGGCAUUGAGAGGCAUUACUAUAGACUGGGACUGAGGGAUCCCGAGAAUAUGUGGGCGAGACCUGAUGGGUAUGAAUUUGUCUUUGACAAUCGAUUCGUCACGCCGAAAGAGGAGCAGGUCAUUCCAGUUACUGAUUUCGAUCCGUAUGGAUUGACGAGCUUGGAUAUGGACGGACAUGGUUGA